Molecule: messenger RNA, 1247 nt
Organism: Cololabis saira (Pacific saury)
Lineage: Eukaryota; Metazoa; Chordata; Actinopteri; Beloniformes; Belonidae
Gene: coq3
Product: coenzyme Q3 methyltransferase
Exons: 6
Coding region: 59-1057 (332 amino acids)
Biological process (GO): ubiquinone biosynthetic process
Molecular function (GO): 2-methoxy-6-polyprenyl-1,4-benzoquinol methyltransferase activity
Source: RefSeq, a predicted model, not a curated record
GGGAGCGGAACCAGAGCAGAGUGUCAUUGGUUGUUGUGGUUGUUGUGAUUGUUGUGAAAUGUUCUCUCAGAAGUUCAGCAGUAUCGUGUUGGGACGGCACCACCUCAAACCUGCCUCCGCCCGCAGCCUGGCCCGGUGGGCCGCGGCCGGGAGCGGCUCCAGCCGGACUAAUGUGUGCAGGCAGCGGACCCGGCGGCUGCAGAGCAGCUCCGCGCUGCUGCACCCAGGUGCUCGGUCAGCCUCCAACACCACAGUGGACCCCGGCGAGGUGAGGAGGUUCCAGUUACUGGCCAACAAAUGGUGGGAUGAGCAGGGAGAAUUUGCAGCUCUCCACGCCAUGAAUGACCUGAGGGUGCCUUUCGUCCGGGAUAAUCUGUUGAAUGUGCACAGAGCUCACCAUCCCGGAAAACCGCUUGCAGGACUGAGAAUCCUGGACGUGGGCUGUGGGGGAGGCCUGCUCACGGAGCCCCUGGGUCGCCUUGGAGCCGACAUGUUGGGUGUAGAUCCAGUAGAAGAGAGCGUCAGCGUCGCCCGGCUGCAUUCCUCCCAGGACCCGGACCUGCGUGACCAGGUAUCCUACAGGGCCUGCACCCUGGAGGAGCUGUCGGAGGAAGAGGAGGAGCAGCAGCGCGCAGCCCAGUUUGAUGCUGUUGUGGCAUCUGAGGUCGUGGAACAUCUGGCCGACUUGGAAACAUUCGCAAUCUCCUGUAAUCAUGUGCUAAAGCCCGGCGGUUCAGUCUUCAUAACAACUAUAAAUAAAACCAACCUGUCCUACGUGCUGGGUAUCGUUGUGGCUGAGCAGCUGCUACGCAUUGUUCCCAGAGGAACACACGACUGGGAGAAGUUCAUCAGCCCAGAAGAACUGGAGCGUCUACUGGAGUCCAAUGGUUUCUCAGUGCAGUCUGUUCAGGGAAUGCUGUACAACCCCGUAUCUGGAGCCUGGAGCUGGACUGACAGCACCUCCAUCAACUACGCCCUCCACGCCGUCAAAAGGAGUGACAGCCCCGAGGACGGCAGCCUCUUCCCAGAGGACCGCGCUGAAGCCACUAACGGCUGAGCCCCUCUGGCUCGGGAAACGUGGACAAAUCAUAAGGACUCGGAUGUGUGGAUAGAGUCCUGACAUCUUACGGCCUGCUGUGAUGCAGCACAGGAGUUUGUUUAAGAAAGGAUGCACGCUGCCACCAGACAGAUGAGAUGUGGUUGAAAAAGGUUGCUCUAAGUUGCUGAAUUGUUAAAUAAAUGUUGAG